This is a messenger RNA of Fulvia fulva, 747 nucleotides long. RefSeq lists its product as uncharacterized. The transcript has a single exon. Bases 1 to 747 code for a protein of 248 amino acids. Lineage: Eukaryota; Fungi; Ascomycota; Dothideomycetes; Mycosphaerellales; Mycosphaerellaceae. The record is from RefSeq and is a predicted model, not a curated record.
AUGAAGCCUCACUACGGUCUGAUCAUCGCUGUUGGCGUGAUUGUCUUGACUGUUCUCAUAGUGGCGAUGGCGAUCAUCGUAUUGUGUCCGGGUCAGCUCGAAGAUCAGAGUUCUAUCCAUACCCGGCCGAUUCCAGGUCUUCCACUCAGACACAGGAGAUUCAGAGGUCAUCGACGGCGGCAUCGCGCCGAACUCGCGCCUCUACUUGAAGACCACGGCCAAGCAGCCAGUAUUCCCUUCCCACCUUCUCCCGAUCUCGAGAGUUUGGGUAGUCUCGAAGAGGAACCAGAUGUCGCCGCACCAAACAAUGCACGUCCUGUAGCAGCGAAGCCGGACAGGUCGAAUGUGAAAAGCUACCAAGCAAUCAGCGAGCCGCUCCCAAGGCCUAAGGAUGAACAUGUGCUGGAAAAGAUCUCCGAGGAGGGAUCAAGUGCUGGACUGCUCACGUAUGACGAAAGCGUGCGAAGCCAACAGUCGGAUAGUCUCAAUCAAGAGCAGCAGAACCAAGGCAACGAGCGACUGAAGAACCAUCGCAAGCUGAAUGAUAUGCUGGAAGAGUCAGCAGCGGCUGCGUCAGCUGAUGAUGGGUCCAGCUCGAGCUCGGAUAGCAGCUCGUCGUCGUCUUCCAGAUCUGAUCAUGUAGCGCACGGAGGGCAUAAGGCACGGAGCGGUGGUUUGGCGGGCCAUAGCAUUGGAGGUCAGGAGUGUCAUUGUGCUCUGUGCUUAGCAAGGUUGCAGGCGACAUAG